Molecule: messenger RNA, 2229 nt
Organism: Adineta steineri
Lineage: Eukaryota; Metazoa; Rotifera; Eurotatoria; Adinetida; Adinetidae
Source: the annotation of a GenBank genome assembly
AUGGGUAACAGUAAUGUUCGUAGGCAAGGAUCAAAUCUCGCUAAUUAUGGUAUGGAAUAUGAUCCUUAUUACAACUAUGGAGACAUUGAAAAUUAUGGUUCAGCUUAUCAACCUACAGGAGGAGCAUAUCCAUUUGGUUAUAGUAUCACCGAUGGACCAUUCAUUACAACAAUGAAACCUCCACUAGGCAGCUUAGGUGCAUACGGUAGUACGUAUUCAGCAGGUUUCAAUCCAAUGCUUCAACCUGGUCUUAAUGGACCUAAAGUCCGUGUAAUUUAUGUCCCUAAUAAUGUAUUAAGUGCACUACAAAAUGUACUUCCACAAGGUGGAGGCGUUGUAAGUCCGAUGAUGGGCGGAGGCGGUGUAAGUCCGAUGAUGGGUGGAGGCGGUAUAAGUCCGAUGAUGGGUGGAGGCGGUUUAAGUCCAAUGAUGGGUGGACUAGGUUCCUUUAAUUCUGGAAUAAAUGGUUUAGGAGGAUAUGGUGUUCCGCAAAUGAUGCCACAAAUGCCAAUGUCUCCAAUGCUAUCGCCUCCAAUGGGACCUAACUGUUGUUCUUUAUCGGUUCAAUUACCAUCUGCAUCUUCACAGUUUCCUUAUCCUGCUCCUCCUCCAAUGAUUCAACCAAUGAGUUCUCAAAUGUCUAUGCCUUAUUCAUCAAUGAUGCCGCAAAUGCCAGUUUCACAACCAUUACCCGGUCCGUCAUAUAUGCCUCAAAUGCCUAUGGGACCACCUCCAAUGCCUUAUCCAUCUAUGAUGCCUCAAGCACCCAGUGCACCGUUUCCAAUGCCAUAUCCCCAAAUGAUGCCACAAAUUCCAAUCGGUCCAUCACCAAUGUUUUCUCCGCCUGGUAUACCUCAAAUACCAUUUUCAUCUCCCAUGCCAAUUAUAUCUCAACAAAUACCAAUGACGUAUGCUCAGAAUAUACCUCCAAUGAUACCACAACAAAUGCCGUAUUCACCACAAUUUCAAGCUGCACCACAACAACAAAUCAAUUUUUCAGGUGUUCCUGGUGGUUAUGGUGGAGCUCCAUUAUAUGGAACUACAGGUUUCAAUCAAGGAAUGCCACCGUUUGGAGCUCUCAACAGCUUUAAUGGAUUAUCAAGUUUUGGUGGUAAUAUAAUGGGAAGUACAAGUGGACUUAGUCAGUCAGGUGGUCUUCCAGGAUAUGGUAGUUUUAGUCAAUCACCUUAUGGUUACAGCAGUCCACCAGGAUUUAAUACUUACGGUCAGCAACCGUUCGGAGGAUCUGGUCAACCUGGUAUUGCAGCAUAUGGACAACAACCAUAUGGUGGCUUCGGUCAAUCAGGUUAUGGUGGCUAUGGACAACAACCAUUUGGUGGCUUCGGUCAAUCAGGUUAUGGUGGCUAUGGACAACAACCAUUUGGUGGUUUCAGUCAAUCAGGUUAUGGUGGCUUUGGACAACAACCUUUUGCUGGUGUUAAUCAAGGAGGCUAUGGACAACAACAACAACCUUUAGGUGGUUUUAGUCAACCAGGCAUUGGUGCCUAUGCUCAACAACCUUAUAGCGUGUAUGGACAGCAACCAUCAGGUGGUUAUGUUCAGCCCGGAUUCGGAGGAAUUGGUCAACAACCUUACGGUAGUUUUAAUCAACCAGGUUUAGGUGCCUAUAUUCAACAACCUUUCGGUGCAUAUAGUCAACAACCAUCCGGUGGAUUUGGUCAACCUGGCCUUGCAUCAUAUGGUACGUCAGGAUUGGGUAGUUACGGUCAACAACCCUUUGGUGCAUAUAGUCCGCAAGUCGUUGCUGUUUUCAAUCCGACGGGACCCAGUGGUUAUAAUCCACAGUCAAUGGGUACCUUUAAUCCACAAGGAUUUGGCGGUUUCCCCCAAGUUCCACAGCAACCUAUUGGUAUGUAUCCACAACAACAACCACCAGUCAACGUCUAUCCACAACAAGCGCCAUUCAACGCCUAUCCACAACAACAACAGCCAUUCAACACCUUUCCACAACAACAACAACAACAGCCAUUCAACGCCUUUCCACAACAACAACAGCCAUUCAACGCCUAUCCGCAACAAGCGCCAUUCAAUGGUUACCAAGGAGCUAACAUAAACCCAGUAGGUGGUCUACCACAAUAUGGUAGUAUGCCUUCGACAGGUGUCUAUCCACCUACUGGCGGUUCCUCUUCAAUAGGUAGCGCACAAUUAACACCAUAUCCAGGCAGUUCUGGACGAGUGAGAAUUAUUUGCUGUGCAUUUCCUGAAUAA